UUAAAGGUCUUUCCGAAACAGAGACUCGACACAAUUCAGAAACUACGAGAGCUUAACAAAAUUACGUGCUGCCUCUUAAUUCACAAGGACUAUAACAGAACUUGCAAGAAUUGUGGGACCAUUUUCACGACGAAAUCACCACCUUCCGCCAUCGUCAAUAUCAGCACCUGUCAGGACAACAGAAUUUCUACUUUUCCUUUAUCUUUCUCGAUCUCUUGCUCAAGAUCAGAGACGAAUUUUUUGUUGAAUACAUAGAGCGUAAAGGAUGGGAGAACUUUUGAUAGAUUUAUUGAUUACAUGUGUCUCUGCGACCACAUUCGCCUCGAGGACUUGAUCGAGAUCUUGACGAAUAGGUUUUCAUUCCAGCGAAGGCGAAAAAGUCACGCUAGAAUGUAAACAGUACGGAAGUAUCCAGAAUCACGAUCUCAUCUGCUGAGACUUUCUCGCCUAAUUAGGUAUCAGUCAUAAGAUGUUCAUGUAAAUUUCGGGGGUGCCCUUGAAUGAACUUGGGGCUAGGAUAAUACACUUUUCAUGAAUGGGUGACAAGCCAUAAAAGAAAAAGUGAAGAACCAAUCAAGGUAAACGUACCAUUACUGAUGUAAAAGAACUUAAAUAAAUCCUCUGUUCGUACAACUGACAGAUCUCGCUUUUACUCGGUGAGAUUUGACGUUUCCUUCACCUCUUCGAACAGAAAUAUGCAAAAUGGGUUUCCAAAGAGCAUCGAACUUAAGGGUUUCUUUCUAGCAGUCAUUUUGGUGGAGAUUUCGAACUCAUUGAAAAACCAUGAUGCACUCAGAGAAAGUGGUGAGAAUUUCGUUACGUCUAUCGUUGUUUGAUUUUAUUCAAGAAAAAUUCUUAAUUCUGUGGGAAAAUUCCCAAUUUAGCCUUUAAACCUUAGAUUGACUAUACUAUUUAAUUCUUUCUUCGCUCAUGUACAGCUGGAUAGCACUGAAACUAAUGACGCAAUACGAAAACGACCGCGCAGUGAUCUAUUGUCUCUUCAUCCGAAGGUGAGAAAAAUCAAUAACCUGUUAUGCCUUUUCAAUUUUUUUAAUUGUCGUUAAAAAGAACGAAGCACUUUUUCUACGUGGGCCAGUUUAAAUUGCUUAAAUUCGGUGAGUAGAAGGUCAGCCAUCAUCAGUAAUUAAAGGGGAAAAGCGUUGCGUAAUCACAUCUAAGCGAUUAGCUCAUGGUUUGCUAAGAUGGAAAAAAAUUCUGAUUGCAGAUGAAGUUUCAUUUUGAAGAAGUCCAUAGUAAGACUUGGCUUAUUCAUCUUACAAGGGAUGAUAACAUUUUUAUUUAAUCUUAUUUCAUCUUAUUUCAUCCUAGAUGAUGUGUACAACAACUACGUCAAAAGCGGUUUUGACAGCUUCAUGCGUACACAAUUAAAAUUUCGCAAAUUCUACUUUGAUGUAAACCUUGAUCUCUUUUUUCUUAUCUCGCAAUUUGCAGCAAACUAGCUCGACGAAUGCGAGAUUCCUUCUCAAUAUAUGUAAUCAAACGGUAGAUUUUAUCCAUCGAAACGAUAUUUCUGACACCGGCUUAUGAAAGUAUUGCGUCACCCUUGUUUAGGUUCGAAUAGCUUUACGUUUUAAAGGAAUUUAAAAAAUAUUCACCGUCCGAAAUUUGGCAGAAAAAAAGAUCAGUCAUGUAAUUGACUUAAGUAAAACCUUUGCACAUAACUAUACUAAGGCGUUACUAAUCAUUAAUUGUAAUUUAUUUUCACAGUUAUUUGGGAUCAUAGCCGUGGUUGUCUUUAGCUUUCCCGUGGUUUCUGCUAAGGUUGGAUUAUAUUUACUGUAUAUGCAUAAUUAUUACAUACCUUAUAGAUACUUAAUUUCGCGUUUUUCGCGAUUGUCAAAAGAUCGCUAAAUUAUAGCUCGCGAAAUUUAAACACGCAAAAUGUCAUAACAACACUUAUUCCCUGUUAUUUCGGAAUUUUAAAAAGUUCAGACUUUUUGACAAAUAAAAUGAAGUCGAGAACGCUUGAAUCGCAAAAUUUAAUGCUCUAUUAUGAUAUCGCGAAAAUAAAACCCCACAAAAUUUUGUCUCGCAAAACGAACGAGUUGUUAUUUUUGUAGCUAAUAUUACAUUCUUUUAAUCAACACUUAUUAAACGAGAAAAAUCUCUCAUGCUUUGGGUAUAGUUCCCUCUAAAUAUGUAUAAAAAACAAAUAUUCAAAUCUAGUCCAUAAGUCCAGAAUCUAACAACCGCUCUUUUAGAUACAAGAAUAUUCCUCAUUCUAAGCUAGACCAAACAAUAGAUAACAAUUCCACCCGUAUACAUUCAACAUCAAGAAAGGUACUAAGAGCAGCACAUACUACAAUAUAUUAUUAGGAAGGAAAUAAUAAUAUUAUGUUUCCCUGCCAAUUUUAUUUCAAUAAACUAUACUUUUGAAACUAAUUUUAGUACUCGAUAAAUGUAGGCAAGUGAAAAUUUCAGAAAUGUCUGUGUAAAGCCUCUUCUAUGCAGAGUUUUGGUAACUGCCAUCAUGGUAAAUGCCAUCAUGUGUGACUGAAAGCUAUAAAAUUACGGUGAAUCUUGAAAUAACUACCAGGUUUUCUUUACAAUGAGAUUCUUCGGAAGGGUAUGUUGGGAGUCACUCUUACCUAUUCUACUCGAUUAACGAUUUACGAUUUACGAUUUCAUAAGAAAUAAAUGAGAAUAAGAAGAUCUUAAAUCAAAAAUUAUUUAGCACUCUCAAACAGGUUAGUAAAUACUUCCCAUAACAAAAGAGAACACGAAAUUUUCCCAACAUAUAAAUGGUGAUUUGAAGAACAUCGCGUCUCUUUUCAUGUAUGUUACAAACAGAAGAAAACACGAGCGAGGCCUCGUUGGAGAUCGUUUAGCUCAAUUCUAUGGCUAAAUUUCGAGCUACUUUUUGAAAUGAUUUAAAACCUGAUGGUGGCCCUCCAAUCCUCAACAACCCAAGCUCUGAAAAUUUCUCAGAGGAUCCGCCAUUUUGAAUUUGAGUGUGGAUUAGGUCCUUCCUUCGUAUAAGGAACAUUUAAUUAUCCAAACAAAAUAUCGCCUGGUGAUUGGGUAAAUAUAUCAAGGAUAGAAAGUAACACAGAUUUGGCGAACUCUUUUUUUUCUUGUGGUUACUGGCAAGACCUUUAACCUAGUAAAAAAUUUUUGUUUGCGGCAUGUGGUCGAGGAAAUGCAUGCGUGAAGCGAGCGUGAAGGGCGAGUCACUCCCGUGAGUCCGUGACGCCUGUUUUGCAAUGCGUCUUUGUCAUCCUGGAUUCCUUAUUAUAUUCUGCGACAAUUAGAUUGGGCUUACAUGAUAUAAAAGAUGAGCCGACUGUUGCUCAAAAUGGCGAAGCUAAGUCGAGCCAACUUCUUGCGGGUUUUGAUGCUUUCACCGCCGUUACGACACAAAAUGCAAAUAUUUUGUGUCGUAAUCUUUCUGACAGUUAAAAUGGAAAGGACUGCCACUCAUUUAUUGUUACUCUUUUUUAUACGUUUUCUUUUUCCUAGCCAACGCCAAGCCAGACAAAUCCUUGCAAACCAACUGAAUACUGGGUUGAAAAGGAAGAUGGCUCACAAGAGUGUAUAACAUGCGGAACUUGCCCAGAAGGACAAGGUCUCUCAACGGAAUGUGGGAGUUCUGAACUGCUGCCUUCUAAUACCAUGGUGAAGUGUUUGGCAUGCACCAAAGGAGUUUCAUUUUCCAGAUAUGAAGAUUCGUCCAUUUGCCUUCCCUGUGCAUCAUGCUCUAAAGGUCAGGUGGUAGAACAAAGCUGCUCUCCCAAGUGGGAUGUCAAGUGCGCAAAUAAAUGUUCCAGCAAGGACAGGUACAAUUAUUAUUACAAUUAUUCAUUAAUUGUCCCAGAAUUGAUCAUUGCAAGCGUUUUAAUUGUUAGGUGAAUAUACUCGGAGUCUUUGGUGAUUAUUUUGUACGUGCAGUGUGUAGUUCUAAUACUGGAACAGGCACAAACUGUGGGAAUCGUUAAAGAUAACUUACCACCAAUACUGAUAUCUCUAAGCCAUCAUAAUAUUUACAGAAAAUUUAUGUUAGUUCUGUGGCGUGCCAGCGAUUAUAUAAAAGUUAUCACUAUUUCACUGGUUAGGUAUUAUGAUAUGGACAAGGGGGACUGUUUUAAGUGCUCAAGAUGCUGUGGCGAUGAUAGAGAUGUGGUGGUAAAAGAGUGCAAAGAGAAGUUGGGAGAUGGCUCAAACAUGGUUUGUUCAUUCGACAGCAGUGUGAACCGCUGUGGCAAAACAACGCCUCAACCAACAACUAUCAUUAGCCAUGUCGACCCCAAACACGAUGGUCCUUAUACCACUCAAAAAAGUGAUCAUUCCACUAAAGCGAACGAUCGGACGACAACUGUUAUUCUUGUGGUGAUAAUAGUUGUUUUCGCUUUUUGUGUUUGUUCAUGCGUUUUCAAGAAGAGACUGGCACAGAUGUUGAGUUGGUGUUAUCGUACUGUUGAAGUGGAAGACCAUCAUGAUUUAUCAGUCAUGGAGGACGAAUCAUCGACUGACGGAAAGGGUGGUAAGACUGUGUAGCUUUCCUUUGAGUUCGUUCUAAUAGUGUCCAUUAUUCAAAUAUUGACCUGGAUGAAACUCGUGAAAAAUAAUGUUAGAAAGUCUGGCCACUAAGAUGUACCCAAUUGAACCAACAAAGCUCUCAGUAUCUCCAUAGAAUUCUCCUCUCAAAAGUGAUCUUUUAGGGUGUAGUUUCAUUUAAGACGUCGUCGGUUGAUCGCCUAACAAUAUUCAAAUGUAAGCAUACUUCAUAUAGCAACAUAGGAAAAGUAAGCAUUCGGGAACAACAUUUCUCUUUAUCUCUUUUGCUAACUACAACAGUCCUCGAGAUGCAGGUUGAUUAAAUUCCACUCACUUUUGUAGGUGAUUAACCCUCUCUUGUCAAACUCAUUAAUCAAACCGACUCUGUGACAUGCCCCAGACUUUGCGUUGGCAGAUACUGAUUCUGUUACAUUCAUUCAUGUCUGAAAUGCUUCCUCCAAGCCUGUCACAUUCAUAGUUUUGUAUAUUAUGAUCUUUCCAGUAGAAAAUGCUAAAGAAAACUUAGAAGAGAGUGAUGAGUCAUAUGAGUUAGGAGAAGUUCAUUCAGUUGCAGAGGAACCCCUGUUGAAAGAGGUAUGCAAAAGAAUGUUUUUCUACCUUAAAGUUCAUCAUAGGUUAAGUUUACACGCGUUAUAUUAAGCCCUUCCCGUCAAAUGCAUAGCUAUUGGACCUCUACGACCAGUUCAAUCGUCAAGCAUAUUUAGAACUUAAGCAUUGCUUUGAGUCUGAGGCAUUGUCAGAAAUCGAGAUACAAAUGAGGUACAACUAAAUAUGUGAAGAUAUUAAAAUUGAGAAAAGAUGUGCUUUAACAUAUGCAUGCUCAAUGAAAAAUUCAAUUUUCCAGAGUACGUUGUAACUUAUGAAGGAGCCGUAAAAUUGCCCUUCAUUUAUGCUCAGGUACACACUUUAAUGAUCCUCUCAACUUAAAGAGUUUGAAAAUGGUCAUAAAUUAAUUUUAGUUCCUCUUUGUUAAAGGGUAUUCCCGAAAUCUUGGACGACACUGUAACCACCAAAGAGAAAGGUGUGAUAGAACUUCAGUUGGAGAGAGACUUUGAACUUACUGUCAGGGGAAUUUAUUGUUAAUCGGGACUUUUAAAUUCUUGAUUUUCACCAACCAAAAGCCAUUGGUGCCAUAAGGGACAAGAUAGCCUGAUAUUAAUUUAUCUGUUUGAGUAAAUACUAUUUAAUCGGAGGUUUCUUAUCUUCAUGAUUUAUAACACCUAAUAGUUUCAAAUACUUUGCAGCGAUUAAGAGUUGGAACAAAAUGAACCCAGAUAAAGGGACAAAUUUCUUGCAAAAGUUCAACUUUUUGAUAGAGCUGCUUCACGAAUGGAGACCCUUAAUAGAAAAGAUAAAAGCUGAAAAUGAUUUGAGAUAUAGGAGUGGAAAACUCUCUGGGUGGUUGGAAGAAACAUAAGAUAUUAUUUUGUUUGGGGGGGAACCAAAAAAUGAAAUGUAAUACGAGUAAACCCCUAUCAUGGAGGUUGUAAUGUUGUCUAUGUUUGACUGUCUUUCCUUAUUGCAGGUUCCAAGCUACUUAGCAGCUUGUUGGAGAGUGAGUCUUACCAGUACUUAAAGAAAAUCUGUGAUCGUUUGGACACAACCAUGGCAGGCGCUGGUGACUAUCGCGAUGUCUGUUCGUAUUAUGGUAUUGAUCGUUUUGGGAUUGCCUCAAUUUAUGAGAAGCAGAGGGAUGGGCCAUCCAGAGCUCUAAUCGACUACUUGGCAGCCACACAUGAACAGCUAACAGUGGCUGAGUUUGUAACUGUGGUGAGAAAAGUAGCAAAGAGAGGUGAUGUCGCAAAGCUGUUAGAGGAGUAUGAAGAGGAGUUGUGAGAAAGAAUGGCAAGGUUUUUUCAUUACCGAUAGUGUCAUUUUCAUUUCUUGUUCUACUAAAUCAGUAUUUGAGAUCGUUGUAAUUCUAAAGAGUUGCAUUUUCUGAUAUGAAUUUUAUGUAGCCUCGGGUACUGAAAAGGACCCAAAUUUAAAGGAGAUGUCUUGAUUAGCAUGAAUUCAAUGUUAUCUUCAAUUUAUUAAUGAUUUAAAUGUUAGAGCUAUUUAUAUACUUGCAAACGUAAAUUUUAGAUUACUGAUUGUCUUGUUGUUUCACGUUGAAUCGUUAACGAGGCAAAAGAGGGCAAACACCUUUUCUACGCUUCUUUGAGGCUAGUUACCUGUUACCUACCGCGAGGACACUGAAUCCACCAGAUAGUCCUUACCGGAAAUGAAAUCCCUACCAAGUAGUUUUUAGAUUCUAGUAGUCUCCAAUUAAGCGUCGACAAAUCAAAACCAUAACAACCACACUGGCCAAAAAAAAACAACGGUUAUCAGAAACCAAUGAGAACUUAAAGUAAACGCAAACAAACCACUUGAAGCGCGAGAUAACGUGGGUGUCCGACUUGCGAUUGGCUACUUCUUUGCAUUUAAUUGUUUGGUACGUUAGCGCACCGAACGAAGUAAAGCAAAAAAAAAAAUGCAAUCCCAUAUUUUUUUGACGAUGAUUAAACUGAACAAAAUUUUCUACUUUGUUCUGUUGAGAUCUAAGCACCAUUAAGGCACUCAUUUAAGAGCAAUUUUUUUUCUCAUUUUUAGUUAUAUUUUUUAAAUCACUGGUUAGUUUUUAUUUUUGUAUACCGGAAACGCUACUUUUUUCGUUUUGUGUCAAUGAUAGAGUUAUGUUACGUAUUUAACAGUUAAAGAUGUAUUUGUGGUCACCCUUGCAAAUGUUUCCGUGUUUAAUUUGAUUUUAAGGGAGCGGAGAGGUCAAACCGCAUUAAAAGUUUCUUUCAAAUUUUUCUAUCCGCCGCUGAAUCGAUAAAGAACUGCAACCCGUCCGUUUACGUCAAUUGUUUUUGCGUUUAAAAUCUUAUUUUGAUUGAUCUUCCGAGAGUCAAUUUUCCUGAAACUUUUUUCAAAGUCUUUCAUUUCUAUCCGCCGCUGAGAUAAAGAUGCAACCCGUUGUCUGACCGAAACUAAUUUUGAUUGAUCUUCCCUAAUCCUCUUAUUAUAUUAUGAGGAUUAAUGUCUUCUUAAUAGGGAGUUCAAAGGACUAAUGAUGAUAUUAUGAAUAAAAACUAUGAGGGUACUUUUUACCUUUUGUUUUCUUUGCAACCAAAUCUCUGAUUCCACGUUGCGAAGUGUUUGAGAAUCCUGCGUGCGAAUUUACGGUUGAUAUCCAUGAAGCCUGGAAAUAUUCGAGUUUUGAUUUUUGUGGAUUUUCCGGUUGUCCUUAAUCCCCAUUAAAAGUCCCCAUAGGAAAAGAGAAAAUUUCGCCAUUUACCUUCAAUUAAACCAGGGUGGAUCAAGUGUCUUUCGUAUUGAGGUCGGAAUCGCUUGAAAUGCUCAUUCAUGACUAAUCUACCAUGUAGCUUUCCUCUCUAUAACUCAACAGGUUAGAAAAUUUUACAAUAUCAGGGUUCUUUCCUUGUUCGCGUUGUACUCAUCAGUAUUAAUUUCCAGAAAUUUGGGCGAUCUCGAACCAUAAUAAGUUGUUUUCUUAAACAUACACGUGCUAAUUCCCGUCUCGACAUGGAGGCGACAUGGGCUGCCGCAACUUCCUGCUUCAUUUCUUCACAUGCCCAUGGCUAAACUUGGGGAAAUUUUUCAACUCUUGAUUACAGAGGAAUUUGAACGUAUCCAAAAAAGCCUUUCAUUCCAAAUUUGAAGAAAACCCAUACGAAAACAUGACUUCAAACGCUGCUAUACAUGAGUUAUCCACUCAUACGAAAAUGCUUUCGGACACGUGUUCACACAUACUUUUUGCCGCGGGAAAUGCUACGGAAAACAGAAUGUUCAUUGGCGUGUUUAACCAAAGUUGAAUAUCGCGUUUUUCUGGUGUUAGCCGACCUGUGGUAACACAUAGAAAAUACUGUGUUACAACAACCUAGAAAGUCAGUGGAAACAUUUAGGAAAACGGAAUGUUAGCCCGGGUAAUGCUUGCGCUGAAAAACUAGUGUCGAAUAUCACCUCAUUAACCGCUUCAGGAAAACACUAAACAGACACCGUGAUAACUCACGCUGGAUAACCGAUGUAGAACAAAACACAGUGUACAGAUGAGUUUUCCAGGCCCUGGAAGCCCUGUCGUUAACGCUAUGUGUUCCCAUAGUGAAUAUGCCACGCGUUCUCCGCAAAAAUGAAAACGAAAUUUGAACGAGGCAUUUCCCCGGUAUUCACUGUUUGGUUAAAUUGUGGGAACGAGGGAUUCUUUUGCCGUGUAACGUUCAAGUUAAAUAGAUCGACUUCACAUGUAGCGUAGCCUCGUGGAAAUGGGAGUAAGAUCCAAAAUUCUCCUGCUUAUGGUGUGGACGCGUUUCGAUCAGAAAUUGGAAAUUGAGGGAGGAUGUAAAGCAAGGCCUGGUCGAAAGAGUAGAACUGGGUCAAAAGAGAGUUGGUGGGGGUGAUUGCGUUCGCAUUCAAUGGAGUCUUACAAAUCCGUGCUAAAUUCUGAGAUUCUCCUUUCGAUUGACUGAUACCGCCUUCCAACCCUUUUUGUUUCACCGUGUCAUGUUACCGUUGGGAUUUCUUUGGGAUGACGUCAAUUGCCUUUUUUUGGCAGUAUAAGAUUUCCCACAUGGUCUAAUCCAGUACCAACCGGUAGGCAUUUUGCUUGUCAGCAUAUUUUUAAACAUCUCGCUACUGAGCGGAACGAAUGAGCUUCUACCGAUUCUAAUCAUUACAAGAUAUUAUUCAUGUAUCAAAAGUCUCAAUUUGUUCAGCAAGAUUCGACAAAAAAUUAAAUGAAGACUGCACCGUAAGUAUAGUGUUACUGUUCUUUCAAAAAUCUCUUGAUCGUUAAACGAUUUGAAACCGGCAUACUGUGACCUGUCUCGUUACACAGUAUCUUUUCAUAUCUCAAGCUUUGUAACUGUGCAAAUUGCUUUACUUGACGAGAGUUUGCUACUUCGGACAUAAUAUCCUCGGAAACCUUGCCAAGUCGAGUGGACUGGAGAAGUGCUCCUGAACCAUGUGCUCCGUUGGAAUAUUAACGAAGACCGUAAUUAUUGCAGUUGUGGUAAGUUCACAUUCUGUUUAUUCCAGGCUGGCAAAAUUCAAGUGAUGGAUUAAAUGCAUAUUGUUUCAUUCAGAUAGUUUGUGUUACAACCAGUAGAGAACGACGGAAAAUAAUUAUUUCUUGAUAUUGCUACCUAUGACAUGUGAGGUAAAUUUCAUGACAUAGACCGGUAGUAUUGAGCAAAUGAGAUCGACUUCCCUUUUCCCUUAUUUUUCCCUUUGAAAUGCUAACUGUAUACUGAUUACCAUGGAUAAGGAAAAAACGCUGAUCUGGCGGUAACUGAGGAGGUAGACACUGUUCCAAUAAAAGAAAAUAAAGGUUCCUUCUUUUUCAGCUCCAAGCAAAAGGCAGAGAUUGCUUGGGCUGCAAAGGUGAUGAGAUCACUUGGCGUAGCGAUAAACCAGGAAAGAAAAACACGUGUAUACCGUGUAUCGAUUGCCCAGACGGAACUGAGCCGUCGAUUCCUUGCGGAGGGACCGCCAAAUAUGGGACACACUUACAUUGUGAGGCAUGCAGGCAAGGAACCUAUUCGGACAAUUAUGGAAAAGGGCCCUGUAAGCUAUGCUCUCUAUGCUCCGUUGGACGUACAGUGACAAGGAACUGUUCUGCGACGAAGAACGCUCAGUGUGGCUCUUGUAAAUACGGCUAUUACCAGAAAGUUGUCAUCAUGAACCUGCUUUUCUAUUGCCUUCCGUGUUCUGUCUGCUGUGGGGACGGUAAAGAUAAGGUAGAGAAGCAGUGCACAGAUCAAGGGCUUCCAAGUCAACAACAUUGCAAACUCAGAACCGCGCCCAGCUGUCAACUGUUGCAGACAACUUCAAAGAUCACAUCGAGCACUUCAUUUCUAGGAGCAAAUCAUACGGCAAAGAAAGGAACAAGCCCAAAGGGACAAUCAGAGGAAGCUUCUUCAGUUCCUUCAUCAAGAACACCGAAGCCGUAUGCAAGAACCACUGCCAUAACCGCAAAACGACAUGAAAAGUUAGCUGCUUCCCAGUAUGGAACAAGUCCCGCCUCAGAAGGAUUCCUCGGCAAUAAAUCAAAGGGAUCUUUUUCCGAUAGAAGUGUCGAUAUUAAUAAUGGCAAUGGUAUUGUCGUUUCUCCUAUGUAUGGGAUUCCCGUUAUUUUCAUUGCAAUAAUUGUAAUUGUUCUUAAGCGGAACAAGCUUGCAAGCUUCUUUGAAAGGACGAGGUGUGGUCCUAUCCUGAGGUGUAGAGACGCUGAACUCGGUAAACAAAUAGAGAGUACUCCGUUGAAUGUUGUGCCAUUAGGAGGUACGUGAAUUUGCACUAUUUUGAACACGGUCAAAUGAUGGCAAAUUACUCAGUCGUUGAGACACUUUCUUAAAGGACUAAGCAGUCAGGACAAAAACGCCGGGGAAGACGGUGAUUAAAAAAAUUUAUAUAUAUUUUUAACAAGAAUUUCGUGAAUGGCUAGAUUUGUGAACUAGUCUUUUGGCGCUAAGCCUCAACUUACGAAUAACGUACGUAAACAGUGCUGAGUUCCAAAUGGAAACUUAAAUAAUUUUUUGUCGAGGCUUCCGUUAUCAGCUUUGACUCGUCCUUGGUGCAGUCGCUUUCGUAGUUUGCUUUAAGUCCCAUUUUUGUGCCGCCAGCCAGAAUUAUUGGCGGAAAGUGCCAUUUUUGUACCGCCAGCCAGAAUUAUUGGCGGAAAUUAGACCUUUAAUAUCAAUCUAUAGGUACAGCUGUUUCAUGUUUAAGACACAGAUAAUGACAAAGAUUGCUAAAAGCGAGGAGUGGUGAACAUGUGCCUUGUGUACGACUUGACAAAACGGGUUUCAUUUCAAUUAUCAAUUAAAUGCUAACAGUGUAAUAUUUUCGUGAUAGGUUUGGUUCUCAAACUUAGUUAUUGAAAGAAAAAGUUACGUCAAAAAAGUAAAUAAACAUGUACGAAUAAACCCAAAGGGAACGAAAUAGAGGACAGUGUAAAGUAGGAUUGGAACUCUUAAAUUUGGUAUAACGUUUCCUAGAUACUCAAACCGUGAUGUUUCUACGUGACCAGUUUCCCUUCCGUUUGCCCACUUAAUGUUUUGAACGUAGCGUUCUUUUUCAGUCUAACAACAUGAAUAUUAGUAAUUUUUCUUUUCCUUUGUAGUUCUGGUUUCCUUAAAAGAUUUGAAGUCUCUUUCACUUGACACAUAUACCAAAGUGUGGAAACGACUGGACAAACAGCCGGAAGGAAAGACCAGAGGUGACUUCAGAGAUGUGGCUGUGCGGUUUUUGUAUUUAGAAGAAGACAUUUGGGAACUGGAGAAAGAAUUUAAAUCAUGUGGCUCUGGAAGUCCUUCAAGACAGCUUUUAGAAGGUCUAGAAACUAGACGACCUGACCUUACUGUGUUGGAGUUUAUCAAAGUUCUUCGGGAACCAAAUAUACUGAGGAACGAUGUCGUUGAACUUUUGAAAGACUACAUUCAUAGAUAAGUGAAUUUUUAGACAGAUAAGGUUCAUAUUGAAGAAAGGCGAAGAGUCGCGGCUAAUGGCAACAGUUCGAUUCCGGUUUAGUUUAUUACUUCUAUUGCAUUUGUAAUAUGAGCGAGAUCAAUAAGGAACGGGUCACGACCACAUACAUUUCUCACUUUUACAAUUCUAAGGCGGCCAAAGCUCAUGACACAAACUAGAUUGAGCGUCACUCUUACCGUUGCGAGAUGAGUUGUGUUGCAUGUAGCUUUGCAGGUUUUCCAUCGGGACAAUUUACACAGGGGCGGUUCUUUGUUGAUAAAAUGUUUUGCAAUGUGUUUUAAAUAAAACUGACUUCCUUUUUCGCCC
Molecule: messenger RNA, 12330 nt
Organism: Pocillopora meandrina
Lineage: Eukaryota; Metazoa; Cnidaria; Anthozoa; Scleractinia; Pocilloporidae
Source: the annotation of a GenBank genome assembly